Phyllotreta striolata is the source of this 1381-nucleotide messenger RNA. Lineage: Eukaryota; Metazoa; Arthropoda; Insecta; Coleoptera; Chrysomelidae. The record is from the annotation of a GenBank genome assembly.
CAACUGUCAAAUUUUGUUUUCAGUCAUUUAAACAAACAUGGUAUUUUGUGUGUAAAAUAUUAAUUUUUUAGAUAAAUACAAUACAAUGGCGACCGAUAUUAUAAAAAAAUCACCGUCCAAAUGCAAAGACAUGGAAAACGGAGCCGAACCUUCAGCCCCCAUUAUGAAAAAGGGCAUUCUCACAUCUUUCCUGACCGGUAAAUCCAUGAACAUUCCAGAUUCCGACUUGUUAGGGAGAUGUAGAUUCGUUUCGGAAUUCGACAAACUCAACAGAAUCGGCGAGGGAACGUACGGUAUAGUUUAUCGCGCCAAAGACCAAAUAUCCGAUAAAAUCGUGGCCUUAAAGAAGGUACGCAUGGAUCUCGAACGGGACGGCAUCCCCGUAAGCAGCCUCAGAGAAAUUCAAGUUCUAUUGAAUUGCAAGCACGAGAACAUCGUGCAUCUGAAGGAAGUCGUCGUAGGUAGAAGCUUGGAAAGUAUUUUCCUCGUAAUGGAGUACUGCGAGCAAGACCUGGCCUCGUUAUUGGACAACAUGCAAGCCCCUUUCACCGAGUCCCAGGUGAAAUGUAUCAUGCUGCAAGUAUUGCGAGGCCUGCGGUAUUUACACCACAAUUUCGUCGUACACAGAGACCUGAAAGUAUCUAACUUGCUCAUGACUGAUAAGGGUUGCGUUAAAAUCGCUGAUUUUGGUCUGGCGAGGUAUUUCGGAGUUCCGUUAAAACCGAUGACACCUCACGUGGUGACCCUCUGGUACAGAGCACCGGAGCUGCUCUUACAAGCGCCCACCCAAACAACGAGCGUGGAUAUGUGGGCAGCCGGUUGUAUAUUAGGGGAAUUGUUGGGGCACAAACCGCUGUUGCCGGGGCGCUCCGAGAUACAACAGCUCGAGCUUAUAGUCGAUUUAUUGGGUACCCCGUCGGACGCCAUAUGGCCGGGUUUCAGCCAGUUGCCGGCCUUGCAGAAUUUCUCGUUGAAACAGCAGCCCUACAACAAUUUGAAGCAGAGGUUCCCUUGGCUGUCGGCGGCCGGUCUGCGUCUGUUGAAUUUCCUGUUCAUGUACGAUCCGAGGAAGAGGGCCACGGCCGAGGAAUGCUUGCAGAGCAGUUACUUCAAGGAAGCCCCGCAACCUUGCGAUCCGAAAUUGAUGCCGAGCUUUCCUCAACACAGGAAUAUAAAAGGAUCGAAAUCGACCGGUGAGGCAAACACCGGGGCCGGGGAUCAGACUAAUAAUUUACCCGCCAUUUCGGAUUUGCUUGGUUCGAUAGUGAAAAAACGAAGGAUCGAUUGAUUGAAGAAGUUAUUUUAAGUGUGAAUGUUUUGAAUACAUUUAAUUAGCAUGUAGGGUUUUUCUUGUUUUGUAAUUAAAGAAUUGAGUCGUGAA